Molecule: messenger RNA, 2125 nt
Organism: Setaria italica (foxtail millet)
Lineage: Eukaryota; Viridiplantae; Streptophyta; Magnoliopsida; Poales; Poaceae
Exons: 3
Coding region: 442-1854 (470 amino acids)
Molecular function (GO): protein binding
Source: RefSeq, a predicted model, not a curated record
UAGCAGCGUCGGGCGCCACGUGGACAGAUGCUGCCGGCGAUUCGAUCCUGCAAUCGCAAACGAACCAUGAGCGCGCCAUCGCCGAGGCGCGCGUACCCGCCUGUGGAUCCCCUGCCGGCUGCCGGCUGAUGGUCCUGGCCUCUCCUCUCCUAGUAAUUAUUGCAGGCGUGAUCUGCCGCGCGCAGCGCUGCGUCGCACAUGGACAUGGCCGCUCGCCGUAAUAUAUUCCUUUCCGUUCGCCCCGGUUCCCCUCCGCUGCACUCCAGUGCUCCGCACGCAGCAGCUGCCGCUCGCCGUGCCACAUGCCGUCCAGCGAGCUGUGAGCGCCAGCCGAAGCAACCGGAUUGACCUGCCGGGUUCGCUUUGCGUCUCCUACGCUGCAAGCCUGCGAUGCCGGCAGCGCGGGAUCGUAGUGAGAGCUUGUGAUCCGGCGAUCGCGGGAUGGGCAGGGCGGGGAAGUGGCUCCGGAGCUUCCUGCCGGGCAGGAGGGGCGGCAGGGAAAAGGCCGCCGGCGCGGCGGAGACGGACCUGGCGCUGGCGCUGCCGGGUACGGGGACGGCCGUCACGACGCCGGCGUCCACGCCCGGCGCUAAGGAGAAGAGGCGGUGGAGCUUCCGGCGCCCGGCGGCGGCGUCACCCGCCAAGGACGCGCUGGGUGGCCGGCUCGCGGCCUACGGGUCACUGGAGCCGCGGGUGGUGGACCCGGACCAGCACGCCGUGGCCGUGGCCAUCGCCACCGCGGCCGCGGCCGAGGCGGCCAUGGCGGCCAAGCACGCCGCGGCCGCCGUCGUCAGGCUCUCGGCGUCCGCGCCGGGGUCCAAGCGCACGGUCAUCGGCAUCGACGAGGCCGCCGCCAUCAAGAUCCAGGCCGUCUUCAGAUCCUACCUGGCGAGGAAGGCGCUGUGCGCGCUGCGGGGGCUCGUCAAGCUGCAGGCGCUGGUGCGCGGCCACCUCGUGCGCCGCCAGGCCAGCCACACCCUACGCUGCAUGCAGGCGCUCGUCGCCGCGCAGCAACGGGCGCGCGCGGCGCGCCUCCGGAUGCUCGACGACGAGAAGCCCUUCCGGACGCCGCGGACGACGCCGACCCGCCGCAGCUCGCCGCACCACCCCCGGUUCCGGCACCACCAGGACCCGGAGGAGAACGUCAAGAUCGUGGAGGUGGACACCAGCGGCGGCGCCGGCGAGGUGCACGGCACGCCGCGGACGUCCCGGCGCAGCAGCUGCUACGCCACGCCGCUGUGCCGCACGCCGUCCAAGAACGAGCUGUACCAGAAGGUCUCGCCGACGCCGUCCGCCCUCACCGACGCCAGCGCGCGCACGUACAGCGGCCGGUACGACGACUUCUCCUUCGCUACCGCGCGGGCCAGCCCGUACCGCCACACGCCGUCGAGGCACCACCACCACCACCACGAUGACGAAGGCGCCGCGGACAAGCCCGCCGCUGACCACCCGCUGCUCGUGCCGAGCUACAUGGCGAACACGGAGUCGUCGCGCGCCAAGGCGCGGUCCCAGAGCGCGCCAAGGCAGCGGCUGUCGGUGUCGUCCGCCGCCGCCGGCGAGGCGGCCUGCCCGUGGGAGAGGCAGGCGAGCAGCGGCCGGCGCAGGGCGUCGCUGGAGAGCCAGGCGCAGGCGACGCCCGGCGCGCGCGGGGUAGCGCCCAGGUACGGGCUCGUGCGCGUGCAGCGGUGCCCGUCGCAGGCGAGCGCGCCCGGGGCGUGCCCGUGGGGCUCCAGACUGGACCGGUGGAGCGCAUCGGCGCACGACAGCGAGUGCGGGUCGACGAGCACGGUGAUGACGGCCGCCACCACCACCUACUGCUGGUCGCUGGCCACCGACAACGCCGGCAUGGCGUGAGGCGGUCCUGACGACCUGACAUGACUCUCGCUCACAUGGCUUCUGAAGCAGAAGAUGAAACGCUGCUGCUGUGCCUGUAGCCCCGUAGGGAUGUGACGUCAUGUAGCUGCUGAGUACUGGAUUCGUAGUUAACAGUAGAAGAAGCUGGGCUCGAACUCUGCAAGUUUUCUGUAAUCUGUACGGGUGAUGUUUCUAGGAUUCGAUGAGGCUUUCGUAGUACUUUGUUCUGCCGUCCUUCAAUUGUGAAUGUGGCCUGUGGGAUCUUCGUUUU